This is a messenger RNA of Gorilla gorilla gorilla (western lowland gorilla), 7576 nucleotides long. It is a transcript of the gene ZBTB38, whose product is annotated as zinc finger and BTB domain containing 38. Gene Ontology annotation, biological process: regulation of transcription by RNA polymerase II. Gene Ontology annotation, molecular function: DNA-binding transcription factor activity, RNA polymerase II-specific; protein binding. Bases 1053 to 4640 code for a protein of 1195 amino acids. Gene Ontology annotation, cellular component: nucleus. Lineage: Eukaryota; Metazoa; Chordata; Mammalia; Primates; Hominidae. The transcript has 8 exons. The record is from RefSeq and is a predicted model, not a curated record.
GCUGGCGAUGACUCAGGCCUGGCCCUGACGUCACCCACGCCCGGCCACUGGCCUCCCUCUGAAGCCAGGAAACUAGUUGGGGAGUGGCACUCGCAGCUGCAGCAAAUCUCAAAAUAAAGAGGCAACGGCCUUUCUCUUCCUCUCCAUCUCCCUAUAGCACACCUUUUAUUUCUUUUCUUCUUUUUUUUAAGCCUCACGAAAGAUUUUACUUGUAGAUCAACUUUCAAAAUGUAGGAAGUCAGAAUGGGUGACAUCAUCAGAAAAAUAUGCGGAGCUGAUCACAAGAAGUGAAGAACCCAGAGCACGAAAGCGGUUGUGACUCCUGGGCCUAGGGAGUUGACAGCGUCUGGGCUUCAGAGGAGCCAGCGCCUCCGAGUUGUCUUGAAGUGAGGCUCUGCUGUAGUCCUGUUCUUCUGGCUCUAAGAUCUGAAUGUUGUGACCACUAAUUUGCUCUUUCCUGGAGGGUAACCCCAGUUUGGUCCACAAGGCUUGCUGCCCAAUCCUUGCCAACAGUUGAACCAAGACUCUGAGGCUGAUAUGCAAUGUCACUUACAACAUUAAUCAGAUACUGCAUUUAAGGUUCACAGUGUCUUCACCUGGAAUAGAUUCCACCUCAAGAAACCAGUUUCUUUGCUCAUCCAUAAGAAGCAACUCCUCAUCUGAUCAAGUUUUAUAAUAAGAUUGCAGAAAUUCAGUCCCAUCUUUAGGCUCCACUUCUAGUUCUUAUGCUAUUUCCACCACAUCUGCAGUUACUUCCUCCACUGAAGUCUUGAAUCUCUCAAAGUCAUCCAUGAGGGUUGGAACCAACAUCUUCCAAACUCCUGAUCUUGAUGUGGAAGAAAUGGAGGACUCAGAACCAAGGAUUUCCAAGUGAUUUCUUCCAAAGCACAGGAAUCUCACUCUGUUAAAGCUGGUCUGUUCUAACUGAGACGGAGUUUCGCUCUUGUUGCCCAGGCUGGAGUACAAUGGCGCAAUCUUGGCUCACCACAACCUCCGCCUCCCGGGUUCAAGCAGUUCUCCUCUCUCAGCCUCCCGAGUAGCUGGGAUUACAGAUGACAGUCAUGUCCCUUUCCAGGGACCUCAAGGACGACUUUCACAGUGACACGGUACUCUCCAUCUUAAAUGAGCAGCGCAUUCGGGGCAUUUUAUGCGAUGUCACUAUCAUUGUGGAAGAUACCAAAUUUAAAGCCCACAGCAAUGUUCUGGCAGCUUCAAGCCUGUAUUUUAAAAAUAUCUUUUGGAGCCAUACAAUCUGUAUUUCCAGCCACGUCCUGGAGCUGGACGAUCUCAAAGCUGAAGUGUUUACUGAAAUACUUAAUUAUAUCUACAGUUCCACAGUCGUUGUCAAGAGACAGGAAACAGUCACUGAUCUCGCAGCUGCAGGAAAAAAGCUGGGAAUAUCGUUCUUGGAAGACCUUACUGAUCGCAACUUCUCAAAUUCCCCGGGUCCUUAUGUAUUCUGUAUUACUGAAAAGGGAGUGGUUAAAGAAGAAAAAAAUGAAAAAAGGCAUGAAGAACCAGCCAUCACUAAUGGGCCAAGGAUCACAAAUGCAUUUUCCAUCAUCGAAACAGAAAAUAGUAAUAACAUGUUUUCCCCGCUGGACUUGAGGGCAAGUUUCAAAAAGGUCUCCGACUCCAUGAGAACAGCUAGCCUUUGCCUGGAGAGGACGGACGUCUGCCACGAGGCAGAGCCUGUCCGCACGCUCGCCGAGCACUCAUACGCUGUUUCUUCCGUAGCUGAGGCUUACAGAAGUCAGCCUGUACGUGAACAUGAUGGCAGUUCACCUGGUAACACAGGGAAAGAAAAUUGUGAAGCCCUUGCAGCGAAACCGAAAACAUGCCGGAAGCCAAAGACAUUCUCCAUACCACAGGAUUCUGAUUCAGCCACAGAAAAUAUACCACCCCCUCCAGUAUCCAACUUAGAGGUUAAUCAAGAAAGAAGUCCACAGCCAGCUGCUGUUCUCACUCGUUCAAAAUCUCCAAACAAUGAAGGAGAUGUCCAUUUUUCCAGGGAAGAUGAAAAUCAAUCUUCUGAUGUUCCCGGGCCACCGGCAGCAGAGGUUCCACCUCUGGUGUACAAUUGUAGCUGCUGUUCCAAAGCCUUUGACAGCAGCACUCUGCUCAGUGCCCACAUGCAGCUUCACAAGCCAACCCAGGAGCCUUUAGUGUGCAAGUAUUGCAACAAACAAUUCACCACCCUGAACAGGUUGGAUCGGCAUGAACAGAUCUGCAUGAGGUCAAGCCACAUGCCCAUUCCUGGAGGAAACCAACGCUUUUUAGAAAACUAUCCUACCAUCGGACAAAAUGGAGGUUCAUUCACAGGUCCAGAACCUUUAUUAUCUGAAAAUAGGAUUGGUGAAUUUUCCAGUACCGGAAGUACUUUGCCAGACACGGACCACAUGGUUAAAUUUGUUAAUGGGCAAAUGCUCUACAGUUGCGUUGUGUGCAAACGUAGUUAUGUGACCUUAUCUAGCCUCCGAAGACAUGCAAAUGUUCACUCCUGGAGAAGAACAUAUCCUUGCCAUUACUGCAACAAAGUAUUUGCAUUGGCUGAGUACAGGACAAGGCAUGAAAUUUGGCAUACGGGAGAAAGACGAUAUCAGUGCAUUUUCUGUCUUGAAACUUUCAUGACCUACUAUAUACUCAAAAAUCAUCAGAAGUCUUUCCAUGCCAUCGAUCAUAGACUUUCCAUCAGUAAAAAAACAGCAAAUGGAGGCUUGAAGCCUAGCGUCUAUCCGUAUAAACUUUAUAGGCUACUGCCUAUGAAAUGCAAGAGAGCCCCUUAUAAGAGCUACCGAAAUUCUUCCUAUGAAAAUGCACGAGAAAACAGUCAAAUGAAUGAGUCUGCACCUGGUACCUAUGUUGUUCAGAAUCCACACAGCUCUGAAUUACCGACGCUGAAUUUCCAAGAUACUGUAAACACCCUGACCAACAGUCCAGCCAUCCCAUUGGAAACAUCUGCAUGUCAGGACAUACCCACUUCUGCCAAUGUACAAAAUGCAGAGGGUACCAAAUGGGGAGAGGAGGCAUUGAAAAUUGAUCUUGACAAUAACUUUUAUUCAGCUGAGGUGUCAGUUUCUUCCACUGAAAAUGCUGUCAGUUCUGACCUCCGGGCAGGGGAUGUACCUGUUUUAUCUUUGAGUAAUAGCAGUGAGAAUGCCGCCUCUGUGAUCAGCUACAGUGGCUCUGCACCCUCGGUCAUUGUACACAGCAGCCAGUUUUCAUCGGUGAUCAUGCACAGCAAUGCCAUUGCUGCCAUGACCAGCAGCAACCACAGAGCCUUUUCAGACCCAGCUGUCAGUCAGUCCCUGAAAGAUGACAGUAAGCCCGAGCCAGAUAAAGUGGGUAGGUUUGCAAGCAGACCCAAAAGCAUUAAGGAGAAAAAGAAAACUACAUCACAUACCAGGGGAGAAAUACCGGAGGAGUCAAACUAUGUUGCUGAUCCUGGAGGAUCACUGAGCAAAACCACAAAUAUUGCUGAAGAAACCAGCAAAACUGAAACCUACAUUGCAAAACCUGCUCUGCCGGGAACCUCCACAAAUAGUAAUGUUGCACCCCUUUGCCAAAUAACAGUGAAAAUUGGAAACGAAGCCAUUGUGAAAAGGCACAUUCUGGGAUCUAAAUUGUUUUAUAAAAGAGGGAGAAGACCCAAGUAUCAGAUGCAGGAGGAGCCUUUGCCACAGGGGAAUGACCCAGAACCCAGUGGAGACAGCCCACUCGGGCUUUGCCAAUCCGAGUGCAUGGAGAUGAGUGAAGUGUUCGAUGACGCAAGUGACCAGGAUUCCACUGACAAACCGUGGCGCCCUUACUACAACUACAAACCCAAAAAGAAAUCCAGACAGUUGAAAAAAAUGAGGAAAGUCAACUGGAGGAAGGAGCACGGAAACAGGAGCCCGAGCCAUAAAUGUAAAUACCCAGCAGAACUGGAUUGCGCCGUGGGGAAGGCUCCUCAGGAUAAACCCUUUGAGGAAGAAGAAACUAAAGAGAUGCCCAAGCUGCAGUGUGAACUCUGUGAUGGAGACAAAGCAGUGGGGGCUGGAAACCAAGGAAGGCCCCACCGACAUCUUACUUCUCGGCCGUAUGCCUGCGAGCUCUGCGCCAAGCAGUUCCAGAGCCCUUCCACACUCAAAAUGCACAUGAGAUGUCACACCGGGGAGAAGCCAUACCAGUGCAAGACCUGCGGACGGUGCUUUUCAGUGCAAGGAAACUUACAGAAACACGAACGCAUCCACCUGGGCUUGAAGGAGUUCGUCUGUCAGUAUUGCAACAAGGCAUUCACCUUGAAUGAGACCCUCAAAAUCCAUGAAAGAAUCCAUACUGGAGAAAAGCGUUACCACUGUCAGUUCUGCUUUCAGAGAUUUUUGUAUCUCUCCACCAAAAGGAAUCACGAGCAGAGGCAUAUUCGGGAGCAUAAUGGGAAGGGCUAUGCCUGCUUCCAGUGCCCCAAAAUUUGCAAAACAGCUGCUGCCCUUGGAAUGCACCAAAAGAAACACUUAUUCAAAAGCCCAAGUCAGCAGGAGAAAAUAGGUGACAUGUGCCACGAAAACUCAAAUCCCUUGGAGAAUCAACAUUUCAUUGGUUCAGAAGACAAUGACCAAAAGGAUAACAUACAAACCGGUGUGGAAAAUGUUGUCCUUUGAGUGGCAAGAAUUAGAAAAAUCUUCAAAAAUAUAGUUGGUGGUUUUUUUUAGUUAUGAUUUAAGUUUAGUUUAAUUUUGUCCACGUGACAGUCAUGAAGGAGUGAAAUUAAAAAAAAAAAACAACUCAUUUGUGAAAAUUCCAGAAAAAGGAUCCUAAUAUCUACUUUGGGUUUUAGCAUUAACUUUAUGCAAAGUGCACAAAAACAAUAGAGCUGACUCCUCCAAUAUCCCAAGUUUCUUGUGAAAGUUAAUAAAAUUCUUAGCUGUGGUAUUUCUACCAGUGAAAAAAGGAGUUAAUUUUAGCCUAGUUUAAAACUUUCUAAUAAUUGCUAAUAAGAACUGGCUGCUGAACUGUCUUUAGUCACUGGAGAAAAUAAGGGUCAGAUAUCCUGAAGAUGGCAUCUUCGUAAAUAUGUUACGUGGUAAUGAGCUGUGUGACGGUCUUUAUUCCCAUCUGGCUUCUGCACUAUUAAAAUUUGUUUAAAUUAAUGGAUACACAUGAAAUACUUAAACAAUAUAACUGAAAUUAUGUGCAUAAUGAGUAACCUAAAGUAGGACAUUCAUACAUUAUGUAGAACUACUUUUCUGCAACACAAACCUUGUAAAAUACAUAUAUAAAUCACUAUAACUUUUAACUGUCCAUAUCCCCUGUAGAGAAUUAUGAGGAGCAAUAGAUCUGCAAAUAAUGAGGACUGAUGUAAAAAUCAAUAGAAAGCAUUUUGAAUAUGAUUUAAGAGCAUGUGAAUGCUUUUAGAUGGAAUGCUGUUCCCUUGAAGUUAUGGCUGAGCUGUUCUUAGAACUGGUCUACUCAAUUCACAGAAAACAUAGGUCAUGCCUUAUCUAUGGGGGAACACCCUCCCAGAAUUUACCUGUGAUUACCUGUGCUGCAUAUUACUUUGCAAUGGCCUCAUCUCAGAGAAUGAAAGAGGGUCACAUUCUUCUGAAACUCUCUGCAGUCUUCCAACCACCACAAGGCCAUGGAUGUGGGGGUCUAUUCCAGACAGACUUAAGGGUUCAAGUGGAACCUGCCAUCUCCCAUUCCACUAAAGGACUGUCCAAGAGAUUUAGUGCAAGGUACACUGCAGUAGUGAAUUCCCAGGCACUUGAAAGUGACUGCCUAAUCCCUACAAUUACUAGCCUUGUUGGAGAUUAUGCAGCCCACAAGUACAGACUAGUAUAAAGCAAAAGGACAAAGGAACCCCCACCCUCCACCCCACCCAUUAACGACUUGAGUGGGCAAGAAGAAGUGAUGGCCUUCCUUGCCUAAAACAGUAGCUUUGUUUUUAGGGGAUGGGAAGGUAGGAUGUGGAGUGACAUGGUUCUAUCCUUUACUUGUGAGACUCAGAAAUAUAUCUACAAAGCCAGAUGCUCUGUCUUCAUAUUUGCAGACAUCUAGACCCCUUGCUAAAAACCCACUGAAGUUUUUUUUUUAUGUUCUUUGACCCACACCAUCAACAUUACCCUCAAAUCUAAUUGCCCUACAGCAUAUUCUAUCAUGUGGACUAGGUUCCUGGAAAGCUGGAACUCAUGAUUCUUUUUCAAACUGCCAGAAUAGAAGGGAGAGAGAAAACAUUUCUACCCUUUGAUCACCAGUGUGAACAGAAUCCGGAAUGCAGUUUCAGCGUGACCUGCAGUCAUUCAUGUUCAUUGGAUUUGACAGAUGGAAACCCAAGUUUAUCGAAGAUUGGAAGGUUAUCAUUGUGAAGAAGUAGCUCAAAGGACUCCGGUUUCUGUCUACAAGUGUGAUGUCUCCAUGAAGAAGACUUAGUAUGGAUUUGGGUGGGUAAGAAAGCAUUUAAAUGCCCAGGAAAGGACAUGAUUAAAGUUGACCGUUUAAUACUGUAGUACCUUGCUGUUAAGUAACCCCACUAUUGUAUCUGCAUUUAUCUUUUGUUCAUCUACUUUCACUUACAUACAGUAUUAUAUAAGUAGAGAAAAAUGGGAAAAUGCAAGCAAAUUCAACUUUAUUUUAUACAUUGUAGAUAUGUACACCCUACACUAUUCAUUUGGGUUUUGUUAAAGAGAUAGUCACAAAGGGCUUAUGAAAAUCAUUUUUGAAUUGAUAAUUAGAAUAUUGAAUAAGCAAUCCUAUGAUCCACUAAUUUGUUUUAUCAGUUAAUAAUAUUAAUCAAAGACAUUUACUGUAUAUUCUAGUCAUUUUGAUUUGAGUUAACCCCAAAUAUAAAAUUACCUGUAGUGAUGUCUCUCUCCCAGCCCUUAUAUGUGGAUAUUUUUUAAGUGGACUUGUAUGCUGAUAAUUCUAGACCAAAGUAAAUAUGGCAGAAUAUUUAUACAUGAAAAAAUAAUUUUGCAAAUAUUUUCUAUAAUUGUAUUCAUUUAAAAUGUUGAUAGCUUGUGUUAGUUUCAGGGAGGGGUGUAUAUUUUGAUAAAAAAAUACUUGACUUUGUAAUUCUGUAUAUUCUAUACAAUUUAUAGCAGAGCCGUUUUAAGACAGCCUUGUCACAUUUUUUUGUUAAUUGUGAAAAUUCUAUUGAGUGAUGUUUAAGUAUGCAUUGAGUACAUGACCAACUAGAAUUAAAGUAAGUGUAAACAGUGAACAUACUGUAUGCUGUACAAGAUAUAAUGUAACUUGCUGUUUUAGCAUCUGUAUUUUGGUUAGAAGAUAUUAUUAAAUGCAGAUGUUAAGGAUUGGAAAAGUCUAAUUUUAUUUUUAGAAAUAAUGGAUAUAAAUUUGUUUUUGCUUGAUUAAAAUAGCUUAUUCCUACAUUAAGUCUCUUUUUAAAUGUUUUCAUGUUAUUUCUUUUGUGCAGCUAUUUCAUCUGUGUGAGUCACAGCUUUGUUUCCACGUAUUAUUCAGUUUAUUUCUGUUUCCUUACUUGUUUACAUUCCGUGGUACCUACUUACAUGCUUAGGAGUCAAAUGGAUUAUGACAUUAGGAAAAAAGCAGAAUAAAAGAGAUUGAAGUCUUCUGAUGA